CUUGAUUAUACGUGUCGCCCAUCUCACUGAAUCUGCGCAUCCAACGACGACUGAUCUCGCCCAAGAAUGUCCGGACUCGAUCGCUUUGCGCAAAUGGACGCGAUUCCGCUCGUCCGCAUGGGAGCUGCGCUCAGCCUCAUCCUGGCAGGCAACCCGGCGUUCUCCUACAACUUCCCCCUGAUGCUUUUCGGGGUGGUAUCGUUCGAACUCACGAGUACCGCGCCGCAACAGUUCUUCCUUACUAUGGUCGUGUUCACGGGGCUGUUUGAUUUCAUCAACCUGUUGGGGAACGGCUUCACGAUCAGGACAAUCGUGGCGUUCAUCGUCAUGUGCCUCAAGGUGCCCAUCUACAUGGGCGGCCUGACGAGCCUGCGUAACCGUGGCGGAGAGAUUGCGUGGGGCAGCCAGGGCUUUGCACCAGCUGCCUGGAUGCCAGCGGGCAUGGGCGGGGGAGCAGGGCAACCCCUCGGCAGCGACAGUGCGCCUGCUCACCACGACCCCUCUCCUCCUGGAGCGUUCGGGGGCGGCGGCUACCGGCUCGGCGGCGAUAGCGGGGGCGCUCCCCCUCCGCGCACGACUCGCGAUGGAUACACCUCCAUCGCAUAGCAUCGCUUCCAACCUGGACCUCGUCCAUCGGCUCCAAAAGCUUGUGCUUGUCAGCCAGCACCACAUCAUAGCAGACACAGAUUACCGAUCUUGCAGGACCUGUUGAUACAAUGCAUGAGUCACUCUACACAAUGCCAC
This is a messenger RNA of Cutaneotrichosporon oleaginosum, 744 nucleotides long. RefSeq lists its product as uncharacterized. Lineage: Eukaryota; Fungi; Basidiomycota; Tremellomycetes; Trichosporonales; Trichosporonaceae. The record is from RefSeq and is a predicted model, not a curated record.